AUGAAGCGAAACAUUGAUAUCUUUGCUCUAGACUUUGAUGCUAUUCUCUCUGCCAUGUAUGUGAUGUCUAUAAGUGGAGAGGGUGCCCAGUACCUGCGUGUUCUAGGUGCUAGAGUGUCUGCUACCCCAGGUGCUGGUGAGGCUGCUGCUCUAGGUGCUGGUGCGUCUGCGCCCCCUGGUCAGCUGUCGGCCCCCUGCUCGUGCCGCUCUCUGGCGCACGAGACCGUCCUCUGGCACCACCGACUUGGUCACCUGUCCAUGCAGCGCCUUCGGGCAAUGCAAAAACGGUACCUUGUCUCUGGUCUUCCCAGAGUUCUCCCUCCCCUCCCGCCCUCGCCUGCUCCUCCCUGUCUUCCCUGUGUCGAGGGGCGGCAGCGCGCUGCUCCUCACUCCUCCUCGUUUCCCCCGACGACUGCUCCCUUGCAGACGCUCCACAUGGACGUGUGGGGCCGAGCCCGCGUCCAUGGUCAGGGUCAGGAGAGGUACUUCCUGAUAGUUGUUGACGACUACUCGCGCUACACCACGGUCUUCCCCUUGCGCACCAAGGGUGAGGUCCCCGAUGUUUUGAUCCCUUGGAUCCGCGCUUCUCGUCUUCUGCUCAGCGAGCGUUUCCACUCGGACUUUCCUGUCCUGCGCUUGCACUCUGACAGAGGUGGUGAGUUCUCUUCCGACCUCUUAGCAGCCUACUGUGCGGAGCACGGCAUCCGCCAGUCGUUCACGCUUCCGGCCUCUCCACAGCAGAAUGGGGUUGCUGAGCGCCGCAUUGGCUUGGUCAUGGAGGUCGCUCGUACCUCCUUGAUCCAUGCGGCUGCCCCCCAUUUUCUGUGGCCGUUUGCGGUCCGAUACGCUGCGCAUCAGCUCAACCUCUGGCCUCGUGUCUCCUUGCCGGAGACUUCCCCGACACUGCGUUGGAUGGGAGAGGUUGGCGAUGCGUCGCGUUUUCGGGUCUGGGGAUCCCGAGCUUUUGUUCGCGAUACGUCCGUGGACAAGCUCUCCUCCCGCGCUGUUCUGUGUGUCUUCCUAGGCUUUGUUCCGGACGCGUCUGGUUGGCAGUUUUACCACCCCACCUCGCGCCGUGUCCUCGCCUCUCAGGACGUCAACUUUGACGAGUCGGUACCCUUCUACCGCCUCUUCCCCUACCGCACUGCCCCGCUCCCCCCCCCGCCUCUCUUCCUCGCGCCAGACCCGGUUGAGCCUGUCGAGGUAGCUGUCGACUCUCGUCCUGCUCGGGGUGUUGAGCCUGAGGUUGCGGGGACUGGGGGUGCGGAGUCUGGGGGUGCUGAGCCUGGGAGUACAGAGCUUGCUUGUGCUGAGUCUGGGGGUGCUGAGCCUAGGAGUGCUACGCCUGGAGGAGCUCUCUCCUCACAGCAGCUGCGUGAGUGGUACUUCCAGUACUGCAGCCUCAGGAGAGGUGCUUCUGGAGCUAGGAGUGCUGCUGGAGCUGGUGCUCGUGCUUCCUCUCCUAGGUGGGAGCUGCCCUCUCCCCAGCAACUUCGUGAGUGGUACGCACGGCGCUGCAGUCUCAGGAGUGGCGCUCCUAGUGUCGCGGACCCUGCUACUGGUGCUGCGGACCCUGGAGUUGGAGCUGCUGCUGCUCCUGCGGACCCGGGCGUUGGAGCUGCUGCUGGUGCUGCGGACCCUGGAGUUGGGGUUGCUACUGGUGCUGCGGAACUGGGGGUUGGAGCUGCUGCUGGUGUUGCGGACCCUGGAGUUGGGGCUGCUGCUGGUGCUGCGGACUCGGGCAUUGGAGCUGCUAGAGCUGCUGGUCCUUGCGAUGCUGGGGGUGCUGCUGGAGCUGCUGGAGGUUUUGGUGCUGUCUCUGCUGCUGCAGGGGGCACCUCGCGGCCGCGGCCGUACUUCGUUCCACUCCUUCAGCAGGUUCUUGGUCAGUCACCUCCGCCUGGUCCCCCUCCCUCUGUAGAGUGUCCACAGCCGGUCCAGUCGCAGUCACAGCUAUCACCUGCCUCGCCACUUCCUCGUCCUUCUCCCUACACUGGUCCUACAGGCGGUCUUACGGAGCGUCGUGAGCCUGAGUCUCGCCCUGAGUCGCCUGUGUCCCGUCCUGAGUCACAUGUUUGUACUACUUCCACCAGUCGCCGUACUCCGCGUGAGCGUCCGCCACAAGUCCCUGGCACACACCGGAUGUCACUGCGUCCCUCCAGUGCUCCACAGCGUGUCCCUCUGCCGUCUCCUCCUGAGUCCUCUCUUCCUGCUCUUGCUGACCCUGAGUCUGACUCUCUUCGUGCUGCCAGUCCUACUGUCACGCGCCUCCUGGCCACUGCUGUCAUUGACCCUUCGUUUGAGUGUGCUGCUGCGUCUGCCCUAGUUGCUGAGCUUGUCGACUUUACUGCUCGCUGUCGUCUAGACUACGCUGCCAGUCUUGUCGCUGAUUCUGAGUCUGUCUGUCCUCCGUCUGUUGGGGGUGAGUGUGCUCUUCGCACGGACGUCCUUGAGGACCGACAGGAGGAUCUUGAGUGUCUUGCAGCCGCUGCGCCCCAUCUUGUGUCCAUGCUAGUUGCCCCUGAGGGAGACCCGGAUGCACCACACAUCCCGACUCCUCGAUCGUACGCUGAGGCGAUCGAGGGUCCCUACUCCUCACAGUGGUAG
Closterium sp. NIES-65 is the source of this 2607-nucleotide messenger RNA. NCBI's taxonomy places the organism in Eukaryota, Viridiplantae, Streptophyta, Zygnematophyceae, Desmidiales, Closteriaceae. The record is from the annotation of a GenBank genome assembly.